Messenger RNA from Aplosporella prunicola CBS 121167, 699 nucleotides. RefSeq lists its product as uncharacterized. The record is from RefSeq and is a predicted model, not a curated record. NCBI's taxonomy places the organism in Eukaryota, Fungi, Ascomycota, Dothideomycetes, Botryosphaeriales, Aplosporellaceae. The transcript has a single exon. Bases 1 to 699 code for a protein of 232 amino acids.
AUGACGAAGGAACCGGAAGACGCCAUGUCGCGCCUGAGUUUCGUCAACACUACUCCCAGCGUCGAAGACUUAAAGGACAAAAUUGCCGAACUGAUCGACGUUAUCGCCGCCAAGGACAAGAAAAUUGCGGAGCAAGAAGAGGACAUGAUUGCCCAGGACAAGGAAAUCAGCCGUCUAACCGGAGAGCUUGACAUCGCGAACGAGAUCAUUGACCUGAACUUGACCGGUAUUCGCGUCCUGCCCAGCCGUCCCAAGGACAAACUCAACAAGACGUUCCCGCCCACCAUGGUCGACGUAGGUGAUCUAGACACGAACGCUAUCAAAGAAGAGCUCGAAGCUGUCAAGGGGAAGGCCGUCGCUGACAAGUUGAAGCCCAAGGACGAUGUUAGGACCUGGCGGUACGGAGCCAUCGAGGACGAGUGGUUCGCUCUAGAGGCGAAAAUCAAGAGUAUGAAAGUCGAAGCCGAGAAGGAAAAGCGCAUGGUGGAUCGUGCAGCUGUGGCCAAGCUGAAGGGCCGCCAGAAGUCCCUCGAGAACACGAUCAAGGAAAUGGAUACCAACUUCAUGUGCAACAACUGUUGGGGCGUUGAAGGCAAGACCUGUGACGGUUGUAUCAACUGCAGUCAUUGUUCCAGCGAGAACAAGCCUUGCGAGUGGUCUCGCUGGAUGAGCAUCUUCGAAGAGGGAAUGAAGGAGUAG